Molecule: messenger RNA, 3457 nt
Organism: Exaiptasia diaphana
Lineage: Eukaryota; Metazoa; Cnidaria; Anthozoa; Actiniaria; Aiptasiidae
Product: meiosis regulator and mRNA stability factor 1
Exons: 11
Coding region: 80-3457 (1125 amino acids)
Biological process (GO): post-transcriptional gene silencing
Cellular component (GO): peroxisome; cytoplasm
Molecular function (GO): metal ion binding; RNA nuclease activity; mRNA base-pairing post-transcriptional repressor activity
Source: RefSeq, a predicted model, not a curated record
UUUUUUAAUCGGAAAACCAUUUUGGCGGGAAAAUGCCCCCUUUGCUGCAUGGGAAUAGAGUUGAACAUAAAUACCCGGCAUGCUGUGGGUUCUGUCGAAGGAUGGCAAGAUGGCGGACGAGAGUGCUUCCUUCCCUGUUUGGGUUGGAAACCUGGCUCCGAGAAUUACAGAAAGUAUACUAUUAGAUCUCUUUGGUAAAUUUGGACCAGURAAGAACGUCACCAUUCUUAGAGACGAGAAUGGGGUUUCCAAACAGUGUGGUUUUGUCAGUUUUUGCGCGUACAAUGUCAGCAAAGCUGCAGCGAUAGGUUUGGAUGGUUGCGAUGUCUUCGGACAAAUCAUCGAAACGCGAGGGCCAGACGAGCUUGUAACAACUACGCAUACACCCAAAGUCCAGCAGAAAAAAGACAGCAAGGUUUUAUUAGAUUGUGUUUAUUUUGUGGAGAAAAAAACUUGUCCAUUUAAGGUUAACCAGUGUCCAUAUCGUCACUGCUCGGAGACUCAAAAUACAGAUAAAAUAUGUGAAAAGUGGCUGAAKUACGAAUGUCGAGACGUAAAAUGUCCUCAAAGGCAUCCUGUUAUCAAUAUACUAAAAGAUAAGUCUGAGAUGAAGACCAGAGCAAUGCCGCAGCCAAGGUGCCCAUCRCAUAAUGCAUAUAAAUGCAAUGGGGAAUGYGGGGAUAGUGAAUGCGAAACACACUUUAUGGAGAUGGAUGAUAUGGUGGAACAUCUUAACAGGGCAAGGSACAAGAAAGCUGUACCAUCUGGAGCAUGUUCUGGGUGCAAAGCUGUGUUCUUCAGUGAAGAGGAGAGAAAGAAACACUCCUGUUUCCAGCCAAAGAACCUUCAAACUCCCUUUAUUCCCAUCUACCAUCCAAUCACAGCCAAGAACACAUGUUCCUGUAACCCUGACGGCAACAGUAARCAACCCAUAACAACAUGUAAAGCAUGUGGCAGCUGUUAUGAGAACUCRGGAGAUACUCUGAGYACCUUUGAUUGUUCUCCUCGUAAAACUGGUUAUUCUGGACAUCAGUGCCCUAAUUCCCCAUCUAUUUGGGGUGGUGAUGGUAAACACAGUGUGGAUCUAGAACCAAUUGGUGUAUUUUGGGACAUUGAAAACUGUCCYGUACCUAAAGGAAAGUCAGCKAUUGACAUYGUCAAAAAGAUACGAGAAGAGUUUUUCAAUAACAAAAGAGAAGCAGAGUUCAUGUGUGUUUGUGAUAUAAGUAAAGAAAAGAAAGAGGUCAUUGAGGAUCUUAAUAAAUCGCAGGUGACAGUUGUUCAUAUCAAUGCUACCUCCAAAAAUGCUGCYGAUGACAAACUACGUCAAAGUUUACGGCGAUUUGCMCAGUCCUACCCUCCACCAGCAACUGUAGUCCUUGUUUCUGGGGACAUCAACUUUGCAGCUGAGUUGUCUGAUCUUCGUCAUAGGCACAACUURACAGUUAUAUGYCUACAUAAUGCACAAGCRCAAUCAGCUUUGCUUGCUUGUGCACAUGAAUCCAAGAGAUUUGAUUUGUUUACUGAUGAYUUGGCUGUGUCUAGUACACACACAAAGACUACUGAGGAAAGUAAUCAACAAGUUGAAUUAAACAUUGGUAAUCUUCCUAUUGGUAAAGAYGUUGCACACAUYAAGAGUAGACUGAGAAAGCUGUCKGAAAACUGUGGAGGGAAAGUAGCUAGUGUUACUGGACGAAAGGCUGUCAUGAAAUUCCCCAACUACCAAUGUGCAGCAAGGGCUAAGAAGCGCAUGGAUAGUGAAGAUGUCUUUGGCUCACURAUUCAAGUGAACUUUCCAKCCUCAAGAUCUAACAGUUGUCCCACAAGACCUGCUAAAAUAGCUCAUACUAUCCUGAAACUAGAGGACACAGUAGAUAUGAUAAGCCAGGGACCACAGAGAGUAAGCACUACUAUGCCUUAUACCAAGAAGGUAACCAAGACAACCAUGGAGCCGCCGGCAAUCCAUAAAUACAGCGAACAAUACUAUGACGAUAAUCUUGAAGAAAUUCUCUGUGCGCCAUCUCAUCAAGUUUCCACGGCAACACCAGCUACAGCAUAUUCAAGUCAACAACCCUACGUUAGCAASACUUCUGGCGCAUACUCGUCACAGUGGCAGAACCCCUACUGCCAGGGGGUAGUACCCAUUCCUACACAGGGUGUUGGGUACACAUUCCCUUUAAUGGGGCCACACCCUUUUACAGCAUCCUGGCUGGCAAAUCUUCAUAGUUUAAGUAUAUUGGAGCAGCAGAAAGGAGGAGUUGAUAUUGCUGUAGGCAAUCUUGAUGAAUCUGUCAGCAAGAAAGAACUGAAGAAAAAACUUGCGUCAGUGUUUAGAGAGCACUGUAAGGUUUAUUCAGUUGUGUUACAUUCUGGGGAAGGUGUUCCACUCCGUGCAUUUGUCAAAGUACCAAAACUCUCCGACGCACAGUUUGCAGUCACCAAAGUGAACAACCAGAGGAUCUUCUCCACCUCUGUCACCGUAACUCUWGUCACAGAAAAAGAGAAAGARCUUUGUUUCCUUUCAACAGAGGUCACCUCGGUACUUAAAGAAGCACCUCUACAAUGGAUGCCCYUAAACAAGUUCCUWAGCUUUUUCUAUGAGAAGUGCUCCCGUCCUUUUGACAUGAAUGUGUUGACAAUYGUACCAGACGUUGUGACAAUCAUUGGAAAGCCUGGCUGUGAAGCCAUUUGCUUAUUCAGUYCAGAUCUYURURCUACUAAGAUACUUUUGGAGGAUCCAAGGGAUUUUAACCAAGAGGUCCACAUGCUUCUGAAGGAUCACAAAGGAUACUUGCUUUUAGGCAACUUUGCUGCAUCUUACUGGUUUAAGUUUGAUAAACAGGUUCAGGUGAAUGAAAGUGGAGUGUGUUUGUCUGAUGCCCUGGAGGGCGUGGUUAAUGUAUGCAUCAAAGAGGAUGCUGGGAAGGAAGUGGUUUCUUGGGCAAMAGAAGGAAUAAUCAAUGGUGGUGUAUUCAAUAAACUAGAGGAGUUUUCCUCAGAAUUACAAAACCUUCUCAAAGCCCAGAUGCAYUACAGACUUCCAUURAGUCAACUGAUCUCAUCYUAYCAGAAGUGGUUUAACAAAAAAUCUCCCUUUGACCCUGUAACUUAUGGCUUCUCAUCAGUAAAAGAUUUAUUAGAAGCUCUUCCUAAUCUUGUCAUGGUGAAGGAAGAUGGAGUCGAGAGAUUUGUUAUCCUUACUCAAAAAGUCAAGCUGAAAAUCUUUGAAACUGASCUUAGGAUCCUUCUAGAAGAASAGCCUGACUGCAGUCUUGUCUUGGGUCACUUUGUGUCAGCUUAUCAAAGGUGCUUCAACCGUAAAUGUUAUGUUCAAGACUAUGGUUUUGACAAGCUUUUGGAUUUAAUAGACAAGAUGUCGCACAUAGUCAAGGUAAAGUCAACCCCUGUUCUUUUGAGAUAKCAAGUCUGKUCACUUGUAAAGACUUGCCUGAGCUGA